This is a messenger RNA of Monoraphidium neglectum, 1017 nucleotides long. RefSeq names its product putative phosphodiesterase 4D, cAMP-specific (phosphodiesterase E3 dunce). The record is from RefSeq and is a predicted model, not a curated record. Gene Ontology annotation, molecular function: 3',5'-cyclic-nucleotide phosphodiesterase activity. Gene Ontology annotation, biological process: signal transduction. The transcript is spliced from 7 exons. NCBI's taxonomy places the organism in Eukaryota, Viridiplantae, Chlorophyta, Chlorophyceae, Sphaeropleales, Selenastraceae. Bases 1 to 1017 code for a protein of 338 amino acids.
AUGGCGGGUCUAGUGCAGCAGAUCAUUCCCAAGAUCUAUGACUGGGACUUCAACGUGUUCGACGUGGCAGGGCGGAGCGGCUCGCGCCCGCUCUUCGCGGUCGUCAUGGCACUGUUGGAAGACCAGGGCCUGCUGGAUGGCUGGAAGCUGGACAGAGCGACAGUGGCCCGAUACUUUGAGGCGGUCGAGGCGGCAUACAACAACAACCCAUACCACAACAACACGCACGCCGCCGACGUGACGCAGACCGCGGCCGUCAUCAUGCGCUUCACCCACGACUUCCUGGCAAUGGCGACGGCGCCGCCGCAGCAGCAGCAGCAGCUGCAGCAGCAGCACCGUGCCGUGGUGGGCGUGGCGCCGGCGCUGGCGCCGCUCCCGCCUACGGCAGAGGAGGAGGAGGAGGAGGACCGGGGGCUCUCGCGGCUGGAGCGGUUCUGCGUCAUUUUUGCGUCCGCCGUGCACGACCUCGGGCACCCGGGGGUCAACAACGACUUCCUUAUUCGCACGCGCGACAAGCAGGCAGUGAUCUACAAUGACAAGAGUGUGAACGAGAACAUGCAUUGCGCGCGCGCAUUUGAGGUGGCCCUGGAGGCCGAGGGCUGCGACAUUUUUGGCCGGUUCAGCGCGGAGGAGUACGCCAAGGCGCGCUCCCUGAUCGUGGGGAUGGUCCUGUCCACUGACAUGGCGGUGCACUUUGACCUGCUCAAUAAGUUCAACGCCGCGCUGGAGGCGUGCCCCGAGCCGCGGCUGUGGGGCGACAAGGAGCGCGGCUUGGUGCUGCAGAUGCUGGUGCACCUGGCUGACCUGGCCAACCCCGCGCGCCCCUUCUUCCUGGCUGCGGCCUGGGCCGAGCGUGUGGUCACGGAGUUCCUGCGGCAGGGGGACGCGGAGGCGGCGCGCGGGCUGGGGGUGACGCCGUUUUGCGAUAGGCACAAGGUCUGCAUGCCGGCGGCGCAGCAGGGCUUCGUGAAGAUGUUUGCAGGGGUGAGCUGGGGUGAGGCUGGGGAGGGACGGUGA